Messenger RNA from Anthostomella pinea, 636 nucleotides. The record is from the annotation of a GenBank genome assembly. NCBI's taxonomy places the organism in Eukaryota, Fungi, Ascomycota, Sordariomycetes, Xylariales, Xylariaceae.
AUGGAAUCCGGCGCCCCGAGGAGCUCGACGAGCGAGUCUUCACCUUCCGCAACGUCGACAUGGAACGUGACGACGCUGCGGCUACUAUCCUCACCACGCUGGUGUUGUUGUAGCUUGGCGAUUCUCGGUGCCUGUUCGUUCGACACUACGAACAAGGAGGACAACUCUGGUCACUUCCACAUCUUCGUUGGUGAUCUGUCCAACGAGGUCAGCGAUGAGGUGCUAUUGCAGGCGUUCGCCGCCUUUGCGGAUUAUUGGCUUUCCGGGACCGCGCCGACGCUCAAAAGGCUCUUCGCAAAGGGGAGAGGAGCGCGCGUCUACAAGCGCAAGAUGGUCAAGAUCAAGCACCAAACCCAGCCGCCCGAAGGCUUUUUUCAGCGAGAAGAGAGUUCCUCUACCAAGCUCGCAAUCCCCCCGGUGGACCGAUAUGAGGCCGAAGUCCGCUUGUUGGAGAAGUUCUGCGCUGAUGCGCACCACCAGAAUAAUCGGGGAGCUGCUUUCGCAUUUGAGGCAGCGGGAAUGCCCGACUUGGUAUGCCCCGAAGACGGCCAGAACAAGAUCCGCAAGGUAAAGGGGAAGGGCGAAGUAAUGAUCAUGGGCAUUGCCCUGUGCCACAUCGCCCCAGCAAUGCUCUAG